Molecule: messenger RNA, 294 nt
Organism: Saprolegnia parasitica CBS 223.65
Lineage: Eukaryota; Oomycota; Saprolegniomycetes; Saprolegniales; Saprolegniaceae
Exons: 1
Cellular component (GO): cytosol
Source: RefSeq, a predicted model, not a curated record
AAGGCGCAACGCGUGACCACGCUGCAAGACAGCGCGAGCAUCGUCUACAUUGGCGACGGCGUCAACGACCUCCUCGCACUGCUCGCAGCCGACGUCGGCAUCGUCUUUGGCAGCCCGAAUGCGUCGGCGUCCCGUGUCGCGCGGCAUUUUGGCGUGCGCCUUGUCGAUCUCGCAGACGAAAAAGCUUUGUCUGUCGCGGCGUUGGCGGCCCAUGCGGCGACAGCCAAGGCAGAAAACGCACCCUUGCUCUUCCGCGCACCGUCGUGGCACAUUCUUGGCCUGUUUCUGCGCUAA